Messenger RNA from Hypanus sabinus (Atlantic stingray), 3649 nucleotides. It is a transcript of the gene pelp1, whose product is annotated as proline, glutamate and leucine rich protein 1. Bases 6 to 3350 code for a protein of 1114 amino acids. The record is from RefSeq and is a predicted model, not a curated record. The transcript is spliced from 17 exons. Gene Ontology annotation, cellular component: nucleus. Lineage: Eukaryota; Metazoa; Chordata; Chondrichthyes; Myliobatiformes; Dasyatidae. Gene Ontology annotation, biological process: rRNA processing.
GACAGAUGAGGUGUGAAGCAGGGGGGUCCGUAGUGAGGGAGAUGGCGGCGGCGGUAGCACCCGGGCGAGGUUGGCGGCUGUUGGACCGCGUGUGUGUGUUGCUGCGGCGCGGCAGCAGUUCGGAGAGCGGGGAAGAGGCGGUGCUCGAGGGGCAGCACUUGGCCGACAUCGUCCGGCAGCUGAAGGGGCAGCGGCUGCUACAGACCGAGAACCUGUCUGAUGUGGGAGCUCUGAUUGGCAUCAGCAACACCCGGCUCGCCUCCAUCAGGACCAGGUUUGAAGGUGUUUGCCUGCUGGCACUGUUGGUGGCUGACAGCCCCACUGACGUAUUCCAGGACCAAUGCAUCUCCUGGCUUCGGGCAGUGCAGCACAUCAUCCAAUCCCAGGAUCCUCAGACAACAGUGGAGCUGGCGGUCUGGGUACUGCACGACCUGCUGAGGUAUUCAUCCCAGCUUCCCGAGCUGGCCCGGGAGGUGUCCAUGAACCACAUCCCCAGCCUGGUAACCUCACUGCUGGCGCUGAAGCCCGAGUGCCAUGUUGCUGCCAUGGACGGGAUAAAGACCUGCAUGACCUUCUACUCUCGGGCCUGUGGAUCGCUGAGGGGCAAGUUGGCUGCUUAUUUUCUCAGUAAGCUGGAUUCUGCAAGUCCACACGUACAAGAGCUGGCCUGCCAAUGUUAUGUUUUGUUGCCGGGUCUUGGCACCGGUUUCGCUCAGGGCAUGAAGUACACAGAGUCCUGGAGUCAGCAGUUGCACUGCCUUCUGGCCACGCUACAUAGCCUGGUGGGGGAGAUGUAUGCGGAGAUGGAAACAGACCCUGUUUGCUAUGAGGGACCUGGAGUUGACCUGCCCCUGUCCCUGCUCUGUGACACUGACCCCUUCCACGUGCUGCGGGUGAGACAACGCUUCUCGGCCCUGAGCAAGUGCCUCUCUCUGUUUCUCUGUUCGGAUUUCCCAGUGCCCGUGAAGAUCCCGGUCCAGGAUGUGCUCAGCUUCAUCUGCCGAGUCUUGAACAUCUCCCCCAGGAGCAUGAGCUGGAUAGGCGAGGGACCACUGAAGCUGCUAGUCCUGCCGACAGUCCACUGUGACGCCCUUGAGAUCCUCUCUGCUCUCAUCUCUGUGUGCAAGAAGCGUCUGCUGCGUUUUGCUGAUGUCAUCUGUAGGCUCUUCCCUCAAGUCCUGACGGCAUGGGGGUCUCCCCGCGACACGGCCGUGCCCGGCCAGGAGAAAGCGUACAGCUCUGUGAGAGUGAAGGUGUACGAGGUGCUGGAAACUUGGGUGAAGGUCUGUGGGGCUUCCUCAGGCGUUCUCCAGGGCACGUUCCACCAUUCUGAUGUCCUGUUGGCUAACCUACUCAGCGAUAUCACUCCCGUGAUGGACACACUGAAGCUGCAGGGGGAGAGACCGGUGGGCAAUGGGACCCAGUCACAGAGCUAUGGCAAGCACGCCCAUAAGAAGCAGAAGCUGAUGGACCUGAGCGAGGGGUCCACCAUGCAAGGGCAGAAGAAGAGGGACCUGAGCGCCAAUAGUGAUGUCUGCUUGGCGGCACUAAGAGUCUGCAGCAGUGUGAUCCUGUCCAGCGGAAGUUUCCUGAAGGAGGAGACCCAUAAGAAGUUCCACGAGCUGGUGCUGCCCCUGCUCCUCCGCAUGCAUCAGGGCUCGACCUCCCCCAGCCCCUAUCUGCGGGCGGACUGCCGCAAGGAACUCUACCGGCUGCUGCUCUUCCUGCUCCUGGUGCCCAGCCCCAGGUGGCCACCCCCCUUGCACUGCGCUGUUCGAGCCUUCAGCCAGGGACAGAACGACGGGAAUACUGAGGUGGCAGCUUUCUGCGCUGAGGCCCUGGUGAUCUGCAACUGCGUCAUCCACCCGCGGGUGCCCCCGCUUAGGGUGUCUCUUGCCGGGACAGGGCCGGGGGCAGUGGCGGGAGUAGGGACCCCUUUCAAGCCACAACCAACGGACACACAGCCCCUCAUCGAGCAGCCCCCACCGCCCUCCUUCUCGGCUGCCCGCCUCCAGCCUUCUGGGCUCCCCUCCCUGCAGUCCCGCUUCUCUGGCCCCCCUGCCCCACCAGUCUUGGGCUUCCCCCCGCAGCUUAGCCUGGGCCCAACCCCGGUCUCUGCGGCUGAGGGCGAGGCCGAAGCAGGAGUCCCUGGGGACGAAGACGCCCUCCUGGGAGACGGCGGUCGACGGCCAGUUUUCAUCCGCUACGACAAGGAGGAAGAGUCUGAUGUUGAGAUCUCACUGGAGAGCGACUCUGAUGACAGUGUGGUCAUUGUGCCCGGCGGCCUCACUCUCGAGCGGGCAUCUCCCGAGGCCAAGAAGGAGGAGGCAGAGGAAGUGGAAAAGAUAGUUGUGGCCUCGCCACCCCCCAAUCAGCCCCAGGCACCUGCCCCACCCCUGGCUGCCCCCCCAGCUCAGCCUCCCAUAGCGGAAGAACCCAGGCCAGAGGCCCAACCUCUGGAUGAGGACCUGACUGUCAUCAACAUUAACAGCAGCGAGGACGAGGAAGGGGAAUACCCUGAGGAUGAGGAGGAUUACUAUGAGGAGGAAGAGGACGAGGAGGACUAUGAGGAUGAGGAGGACUUUGAGGAGGGGGAGCUGGAGGAGGAGGAAGAAGAGGAGGAAGAGGAAGGGGAGGAUGAGGAGGAGGAGGAUGAUGAGAUGGACUACAAGGGGUUCGAGGAGCUAGAGGAAGAGGAAGAGGAGAUAUUCAAUCGGGGCCAAGGUCCGGUGUCUGAGGAUGAGGGGCUCCUAACGGGAAUGAGCAUGCAGCUCACAGAGGCAGGCCAGCCAGAGCCUGAAACCACUCCACCAGCCGAGAACGGGACACAAGAGGCCGCUUCCCAGAGGGAUGGCGGGCAGGAGGAACCGGUGGCAGAGGUGGUGGCACCCCCAGAGCCAGGGACCGAGGAGCAAAGUCCUACGGGGAAGACUGACACCCUACCAGAGCAGAGCUCCCAGCCCACAGAGGAGGUAACAGCUGAGGCCCAGACUACCCCGGAUGAUACAGCAGAGUCGAAGGAGGAGCCCGUGCCAGAUGAGGAGAGCAAGCAGACGCCAGUUACUGAGAGCAGAGAGGAGGGAGAGCCGGAGGAAGCCGACGUAGAGGAUGGAGGACCCAUCCAGGAGCCCGAGAGGAAACCAGAGGGUGGGUCCCCAGCAGAAGUCCCAGAAGUUACAACAGCAGCUGUGGAGGGGAGCACCAGCGACCAGCCAGAGGAGAUGGAAAUGUCUGAAGAACCUGCUGAAGUCAAGGCCCCCAAGGACGAGACGGCAGCCAUGUUAGCUGACUUCAUAGACUGUCCACCGGAUGAAGAGGAUGUGGCUGAGGUCCCGGGAUCAAGCAGUUGAUUGCGUCCUGGUGUGCAGAGGACCAGAGACGACCACAGCAAACAGACUUGGAGCCCAGGUUGGCCGUGUUGAUGUGGGAACACUGCUUGUUAUAGGCUGGGGUGGGUAAGCUGGCUGUCUAGUUAUACUCCGGACUGCUACCAUGAUGCCUUGCUCUGGGUACAAGGGAUUAAGGCUAAGGUAACUCAAAAAUACAUGUGUAUGUGUAUGUCUGUGUUUUCUAUGACUUUUUAAAAAUAAAUUGUUAACGUGCCUGAACUUGAGUCUAGUGCAUGUAUUAAUAAAGAAUGUACAAUUCA